CGAUAGGCGGCUACAUGGAAUUUACCCUAAAAAUUACUAUUCAUGUGUUUUAACUUUUAAGUGUGUAUGUGAGUUUUCUCUCUCAUGUUCAUUCCAUGCCUUGGUCUCUCUUUGCUUUGUAUAAAAAAAAAAAUAAAAAAAAAAACUAUUGUCUGCUUGCAUUUGUCCACUCUGAACAUACCAAAUUACCAACACUUUGAGGUUUUCAAUUACCCUCGUCAAUUACUUGUGUUACUUGUUUGUUUUUCUCAAAAAAUAAUUAUAUAUUAUAUUUAUUUAUAUUUUAUGUGUAUUAAUUUCACUGUGUUGUGAAAAAUAAAUAUAUUUUUGUGAAGGUUACAUGCCGGUGUGUGUGAUUUUGAUAAAUUUUGAAGGGACGCUUUGAUAUACUACAAUUUACAUUGCAUUUUUACUCACGGCGUAGUGUUUUUAGUAUAGUUUCAUUAUAUUUUUGUUAAUUUUUGUUUGAUCCAUCAGACAAGAAAGAAAAAAAAAUAUAUAUUAAAUAAAAGCUGAAUAAAUAGUAAAGGCGUGAGAGAAAUAUUAUAAAUUAAUUUUUACUUUUUUUUUUUUCUUCUCUGAUAUUUUUAUAAUUGUUAUUAUGAAUACGGGUAACAUGGGUAAAUCAUCAAAAGACGCUCAGGGUGAUGAAAGAAGUGCACAAAUUAAGAGGUUAAAAUCAAUUAAUUCGAAUAUUAAAAAUGUUGAAACAAAUGUUAAACAAUCUGAUGUACCAAGACCAAAAGCAAUUGCUGUUCAAAAACAACAACAACAACAACAACAACAGCAAGCAAAACCAAAAGCAGUGGUUUUAACAAAAAUUGGUGACGGUGUUAAACUGAGUAAACUAAAAAUUCCAACGAAGGUAAAAUCAGCAGUUGUAACUGAGCUGCCAACAAAUCGUGUCAGCCAAACAUCAAAUAAAAGUGAAAAAAGAAAUUCUUUAUUAAUUGAUAAUACAAAAAAACCAACAAUGAAAGUACAAACAACUGAGACCACUGAUUUAAUAUGUCAGACUAAAAAAAAAGACAUUGGUAAAUCAAAAAUUAAAAAUGAUGAUAAUAAUCAAGUAUCAAUUGAACAAGAAAAAGAAACAAGCCAACAACAACAACAAGAAACAACAAAUGGUAAAACCAUUGAUACAAAACAAGAAGUACAAGUUAUAAAUGAAGUACAAAUAAUAAAUGAAAUACAAUUGGAAAAAGAGGAAAAAGAAGAAAAAAAAGAUACAACAAAUGGUAUUUCAGAUAAUAAAAAAAAUAAUGGAACAGUGCCAGAAAAUGUAGAUAAAAUAAAAACAGAUGAAAAGAUAAAUACUGAAGAAAUAAAUAAAAAAAAUAAUACAUCAAAAGAUGAUGUUAAUGAUGAUGAUAUAAUAUCAUUAAUUGAUAUACCAGAAGAUAAUGUUGUUACUGAAACAACAAAAUCAGAUGAAAUUGUUGGAUCAACAACAUCAGAAUCAUCACCAAAAAAAUCUGAUAAUAAUAAUAAAGAUCAAAAUAAUGAAAUAAUAAUACCUGAAUCAAAAAUAAAUCAAGAUGAACCAAUGACUAAUGAUGAUGAUCCAUCAUUUAUAUCAUAUGAUUCAGCAAUAAUGUUAAAAGAUGUUAAAAUUAAAUUAAAUGAUUGUUUAAAAGAUAAUAAUAAGCUAAUGGAUUCAGUUGAUGAAAAUACAAGUAUAUCUGAAUCAUUUAAAGAUUUAUCAUUUGGUAGAACAUUACGUACAAUAUCUGGUAGAAGUUCACUUGGUCGUAUGAAACAUGUUACAAUUCGUCAACGUCAAAUGACACCAAAUGAUUCAUUAUUUGUUAAUUGUUCUGGUAUGUCAACAAAUCAAGAUGACCAAAUGAGAUUUGCAUUUGAAUAUUCUGAUUCAAUUAAAAGUGGUACACCAAUUGAUCGUAAACGUAAAAUUGAUACUGAUAUUGAACCAUCAGCUAAAAAAGUUAAAAAAGAUGAAGGUGGUAUAUUUAAUACAUCAUUGGAAUAUUUAAAAAAAUUAAGAAGGCCAUUACAAGUAUCAACACCAAAUAAUCAAGAAUAUAAAUGUAAUAUUAAUGAUAAAAUGGAUAUUACUGAAGAUGCAUCUAAAAUUGACAUUGAUGAAACAGCUGAAUCCAAAAGAUGGUGUAUUCUUAUGUAAAAAAAUUAUUGUAAUCUUAAUUUUUUUUUCAUUGCACGAUUUAUUAUUAAUUAUAUUCAUUCAAAAAAAAAUUGUUUAAGCAAUAAUUUAAAGUUCAAGUUAAAAAAAAAUAAUAAUAGAAAUACAGGCUUAUUUUUUCAAUUAAAAAAAAAAAACAUGACGAUUAUGAUAUAACAAUAUUUUGUAGAGUUAAGCAAGUAACUCUCUUUCAAUUAAUUAUUCUUAAAUAUUUUUUGCUUCAAUUGUCAAAUUAAAAUAAACAAUACAUACAUGUUAUUAUUACUAUUGAUGAUUUUUUUUUUUUUUAUAAUAAUAUACAUCCGAUUAUUUUUUUUUUUCUUAGUAUUAAUUUGUCUAGUUUUAUUAUUUCAAAAAAAGAUAAAAAGUAAAUGUAAAUAUCAAAGUUUUUUAAAAAUUUAUAUGGGUAUUAAAUAACGCUAAAGAUUUUAUCAAAUUUAAACUUCAAUUUUAACAUUUGCUAAAUCAAUUUCAUUGGGCAAUAGUAUAUUUUCUAUUUUUUAUACAAUAACAAAAAUAAUAAUAACGUCUUCCAAGAUGAAGAUUUUGGAUAGACUUUUAUUUUUGCCAUUGAUGGUCAAUGGUUAAAGAAGGAAAAAAAAAAUAUUUUUCUUUCUUUUUGAUAUCAAAUCAUAUAUAAAAUAUAAAAAAAAAAAAAAAAAAAAAAACAAUUUAGAAAAUAGAUUAUAUAUAUAUAUAAAUUUUUUAUUAGGUAAGAAAAAAAUUAUAAUAUUUUUUUUUUUUUUUUCUUGAUAAAAUAAUAAAAGUAGUGAUUAUAUUACAGUAAUUUUGUAGUUUUUAUUUGUGGUUUUAAGGAUAAAAUUUAUGGUAAAUUAUUCUAUCAGAGAUAACUAGAUUUUAUUAUUGUAUUUUUAAUUUUUAUUCAUCAUUUAACACUUGAGAGGUAAAAAAAAAAAUUAUUGCUGCAUUGAAAAUAAACAUUAAGCGUAAGUAAAAUUUUUAGUUUGUUUUUUUUUUUUUUUCAGAGGCAUAGGUAUAAAAAAAAAAAAAGAAAUUUGAUAAACUAUUUUCUUAAAUUGUAUUUAAGGGUAAAUAGACGUAUGUAAAAGACGAGUUAAAAAUAAAGUGACGGAUUUUCAGCAUGUCUAUUUUACUCUUGAACAGAAUUUUAAAUGUUAAAAGUAAAAAAAAAAAAAAAAAAAAACAUUUAAAAUA
Aphidius gifuensis is the source of this 3337-nucleotide messenger RNA. RefSeq names its product reticulocyte binding protein 2 homolog b-like. Lineage: Eukaryota; Metazoa; Arthropoda; Insecta; Hymenoptera; Braconidae. Bases 602 to 2143 code for a protein of 513 amino acids. The transcript has 3 exons. The record is from RefSeq and is a predicted model, not a curated record.